GACCGCUCUCGGGAUUUUUCCGUUCCCUUCGAGUCAGUUCGAGUCCGACGAGCGUGAGGUUAGGUGGUGCUAUCGGUCAGAAAGAGCAUUUCGAGUGUAGCUGUAUGCGGUGCGCGUUGUUAGUGAACACAGCGUUAACGAAACAGCUCUAGCGAAGUGUUUUUUCGGGAAAAGUAAACGGGCGCGGUUUUAUUGUGUUCCCUCGUUUGAAAAGUGAAUGGAGAUCGAGUUUGUUGUACAACCGUACAUAAAAUAAUGUUGACUUCUAAAGUGAUAUAAAAGCAAAUGUAAUUUAGAGUGAAAUAUUAUGAUGAUAGUGUGCAAAUGCUAAAGGGCUAUUAGUUAAUAACUUAAUGUUUAAAAACGUUAGUGAUUCAGAAAUUUUAUUAGCUGGAUUUUAGGAAUCUUAAUUUUAUAAAAUGGAAUUGGCUCGUAAAAGAUAUAAGAGCGGGCGCGGCUCGUCAUUGAGAGGAAGCGUUGAUCGUAGAGCUCGUUAUUCGGGUUCUUCAGUUUUGCAUCAUCAUCACCAUCAUCACAAUAAUCAACCAACGACAAACUCCACUUAUAACCAAUCUUCAAACAAUCAAUUAACAACUCCUACUGGUCGUCAGCAGCAGACGAACGCUUGGCAGGCACAGCAGCAGCUCUUAGCUAUUAGUGCGCAACAUCAUCAAACUCUUACUAGAGAACAUCAGGAAUUUUUUGGCAGUCAGGCAACAGACGUACGAUUGGAGCUCAGAGAGUGUGCCUCAGCUAACGGUGAACAUCAAAGACGCAAAGGUUUAGUCGUACAACAGUUGCAGAAUCAGGCGCAGCAACCACUUGCUGUGGGAGCAGCGGCUGUGGUCGAGCAACAUCUGGCAAGCGGAGCUGCGGGUAACAAACCCGGAGCUCACCCAGAGCACCGGCGCACCCGGAGCCGGGGAAUGAAUAUGGGCCAAAAAAUAUCCGGCAGUGUCAAAUCCGUGAGUCGCGACUCUCCGGCACCCUACAAGCCGGUGAUACCGCGCGAAUUGGCUGCAGACUUUGCACGACCAGCUCGUCUCGAUGUGCUGCUUGACAUGCCAGCAUGCGCUCGCGAUGCUCAACUCCGACACUCCUGGAACGCAGAAGAUCGCUCACUUAACAUAUUUGUCAAAGAAGAUGACAAGCUUACAUUCCAUAGGCAUCCAGUUGCCCAAAGCACAGAUUGUAUUCGAGGCCGUGUAGGUUUUACAAAAGGAUUACAUGUUUGGGAAGUGCAAUGGUCAACUAGACAGCGUGGCACACAUGCUGUUGUUGGAGUUGCAACAUCUGAAGCUCCACUUCAUUCUGUUGGCUAUCAAAGUCUUGUGGGUUCCUCUGAUCAAUCUUGGGGGUGGGAUCUUGGCCGCAAUAAGUUAUACCAUGAUAGCAAAAAUACAGCUGGCGUCACUUAUCCAGCUCUCUUAAAACCAGACGAGACCUUUGUUGUGCCUGAUAAGUUCUUGGUUGUCUUAGACAUGGAUGAAGGAACAUUAAGUUUUGUAGUUGAUGGCCAAUAUUUGGGAAUAGCCUUUCGUGGAUUAAAGGGACGUAAACUUUACCCCAUUGUGUCUGCAGUCUGGGGCCAUUGUGAAAUUACCAUGAAAUAUAUUGGUGGUCUAGACCCUGAACCUCUUCCAUUGAUGGACUUAUGUCGACGUGUAAUCCGACAAAAAGUCGGAAAGCAACAUUUAGAGGAGCGAGUGAAGGAAUUGUCAUUACCUCUUGCAAUGAAAUCAUACUUGUUAUAUCGUGAUAGAAGGUAAUGUCAGAAUGGUGACAUGUUUAAAUACCUUCAGAAAUAACUAACAAUAUAAAAGCUAAAACACCAUGAUUAUUUAAAUAGUGAUUUUAGUUUAAAUAUUUAUGAAAUGCAGUUUAUUCUUAGUGAGUAACAUUAUUUAAGAAAGUAAUUUUUUGAAGUGAAUAAAAUGAGACUUGUCCAACAUGAUACAUAGUCUGCUAUUACAAAAAUAUAAUAGUGUAGUGUAGAUAUCACAUUGUUUGAAGUAUUCCAGUCAAAGAUCUCAUGAAAUUAUUUGAGUGGUGAGAAAAGUAUAAUUGUGAUUAGUGUGUUAUUCAAAUGGUAAAGACAAUUUUUAUAAGCGAAAACUGAAGUGAUUUCACAUUGUGAAAAUAUUUACUAAUUGUGAAAUGUAAAACAUUUCUGUGGCAAUUAUAGCUAUACAUGUAGUAAAUCCAUCAUGCAGAGACUGUUCAAGCUUUAAUAUUGCAUUUUUAAAAUUCAGACAAUUUUGAAAAAAUUGAUUACGUUUGUUCAUCCAAUCAUUUUGCUUAU
Messenger RNA from Ctenocephalides felis (cat flea), 2302 nucleotides. RefSeq names its product protein gustavus (gene gus). NCBI's taxonomy places the organism in Eukaryota, Metazoa, Arthropoda, Insecta, Siphonaptera, Pulicidae. The record is from RefSeq and is a predicted model, not a curated record. The transcript is spliced from 5 exons. Gene Ontology annotation, molecular function: protein binding. The coding region runs from base 420 to 1769 and encodes 449 amino acids. Gene Ontology annotation, biological process: proteasome-mediated ubiquitin-dependent protein catabolic process. Gene Ontology annotation, cellular component: SCF ubiquitin ligase complex.